This is a messenger RNA of Syngnathus typhle (broad-nosed pipefish), 1890 nucleotides long. It is a transcript of the gene cct4, whose product is annotated as chaperonin containing TCP1, subunit 4 (delta). Gene Ontology annotation, molecular function: ATP-dependent protein folding chaperone; ATP hydrolysis activity; ATP binding. NCBI's taxonomy places the organism in Eukaryota, Metazoa, Chordata, Actinopteri, Syngnathiformes, Syngnathidae. Gene Ontology annotation, biological process: protein folding. The transcript is spliced from 13 exons. The record is from RefSeq and is a predicted model, not a curated record. Gene Ontology annotation, cellular component: chaperonin-containing T-complex. The coding region runs from base 188 to 1798 and encodes 536 amino acids.
CUGACGUCAUCUUUGCGCGCCCUCUUCUCAGCUUCCCCGGGCGGCUCUGGAAGCUUCUGAUUUCGGUCGGCUCGACGUUUGAUAAUCCUUCUCCAUCUUAAGGCAAGACUCGACAUCCAGUCCCGGGGACUCAUCGGUCCUGUUGUGAGCGUCCUCUUCGACAUUUUCCAUCGAGUAUAACAUCGCGAUGCCCGAAGCGAUGGCUAUGCCGAAGGCUUCCAGUGGAGGCUUCUACAAAGGAGGGGCGUACGUGGACCGCGACAAGCCGGCUCAGAUCCGCUACAGCAACAUCUCUGCUGCUAAAGCUGUGGCCGACGCCAUCAGAACCAGCCUUGGGCCCAAAGGAAUGGACAAGAUGAUCCAGGAUGAGAAAGGCGACGUGACCAUCACCAACGACGGGGCCACCAUCUUGAAGCAGAUGCAGGUCCUGCACCCAGCUGCCAAAAUGCUGGUGGAACUGUCCAAAGCGCAAGACAUCGAGGCGGGCGACGGCACAACGUCGGUGGUGGUCAUCGCUGGCGCUCUCCUCGACUCCUGCUCCAAACUGCUCCAAAAAGGCAUCCACCCCACCACCAUCUCGGAGUCGUUCCAGAAGGCGGUGGACAAAGGCGUGGAGGUGCUGACGGCCAUGAGCAGGCCGGUGGAGCUGAGCGACCGCGAGACGCUGCUCAACAGCGCCACCACGUCGCUUUGCUCCAAGGUGGUGUCGCAGUACUCCAGCCUGCUGGCGCCCAUGAGCGUGGACGCCGUCAUGCGUGUCAUCGACCCUGCCACCGCCACCGGCGUCGACCUGCAGGACAUCAAAAUCACCAAGAAGCUCGGCGGCACCAUUGACGACUGCGAGCUGGUGGACGGGCUGGUUCUGACCCAGAAGGUGGCGAGCGCCGGCGUCAGUCGAGUGGAGAAGGCCAAGAUCGGCCUGAUCCAGUUCUGCUUAUCUCCGCCCAAAACGGACAUGGACAACCAGAUCGUGGUGUCGGACUACGCUCAGAUGGACCGCGUGCUGCGCGAGGAGCGCGCGUACAUCCUCAACAUGGUCAAGCAGAUCAAGAAGGCCGGCUGCAACGUGCUACUCAUCCAGAAGUCCAUCCUCAGGGAUGCCCUGAGCGACCUGGCGCUGCACUUCCUCAACAAGAUGAAGAUCAUGGUGGUGAAGGAGAUCGAGAGGGAGGAAAUCGAGUUCAUCUGCAAGACCCUCGGCACCAAGCCCAUCGCCCACAUUGACCACUUUGCUCCCGAGAUGCUGGGCGCCGCCGAGAUGGUGGAGGAGGUCAACCUGGACGGCUCGGGCAAGCUCAUCAAGAUCACGGGCUGCGCCAACCCCGGCAAGACGGUGAGCAUCGUGGUGAGGGGCUCCAACAAGCUGUUGAUCGAGGAGGCCGAGAGGUCCAUCCACGAUGCCCUCUGCGUCAUCCGAUGCCUGGUCAAAAAGAGGGCUCUGAUUGCCGGCGGCGGCGCCCCCGAGAUCGAGCUGGCGGUGCGGCUGGCCGAGUACUCGCGCACGCUGGCCGGCAUGGAGGCGUACUGCGUGCGGGCGUACGCCGACGCCCUGGAGGUGAUCCCGUCCACGCUGGCCGAGAACGCCGGACUCAACCCCAUCUGCACCGUCACCGAAUUGCGCAACAGGCACGCGCAGGGAGACAAGAUGGCCGGCAUCAACGUGCGCAAGGGCGGGAUCUCCAACAUCCUGGAGGAGCUGGUGGUGCAGCCGCUACUGGUGUCCAUCAGCGCCCUCACCUUGGCCACCGAGACGGUGCGCAGCAUCCUCAAGAUCGACGACGUGGUCAACACCCGAUAAUUACGGCGAGGCGCCAACCAUCCACCCAACUUUCCCGGGCUCUUGAUAUGUUGCCUAAGUUAAUAAAAUUCUUUGUUUGUGGAACUACACAA